AUGGGAGACGAUCCGGCGCGGUUAUAUCGCUUGGACGGAGUAGCCCAUAUAGCUGGGGUCAUCAACGAAGAGCCUCAGCGAUGCAUCAGGAGCAUGCGGCGGCAGCAGGACAUGGUCCUGGAUGACAGAUACGUUCCGUACCUGCAGAUGGCUGGUCUUUACCAUCUUGCAAGGUUGAACGAUAGAUGGUUCCGGUUGGACGAGGCCCUUGACGUGGCAUACCAGCUGGGUUUGCCAGUGGACGGGCGUUACGUCAGCGGCUGCCUAUCAGAGUUCCAUAUAUACAUCGAGGGUGGCCGUCCAGCCUGGGUUUGGUUCGAGGAGUUGUUUGGAGUGGUACCUCCUCCUAGCCAGGUUCAGAAGUACGCGGUCAACUGCAGCUGGUUUCAGGAGACAUUUGGUGAGUGCCCGGAGGGAGCUGAUGAGGAUACUGUGCGUCGUUAUGCCCGUGCGUACAUCAUGAUGUUGUUGGGCACGCAGCUUUUUGCGGACAAGUCGGGCAACCGCGUUCACAUCAGAUGGCUUCCGUUUGUAGCUAGGCUGGAGGAGAUGGGGACCUACAGCUGGGGUUCUGCAGCACUGGCAUGGUUGUACCGGUGCAUGUGCCGUGUGGCGAACAGAAAUGUUAUCAAGCUAGCGGGCCCACUUCAGCUACUUCAGUCAUGGAUUUUCUGGCAAUUUCCUCGGUUUAGGCCUGCAGGAUUUGAGACGUUCAGCUGGCCACUGGCCUCGAGGUACUUCCCUAAUCUUUGUAGAUGGAGGUAA
Molecule: messenger RNA, 765 nt
Organism: Arachis ipaensis
Lineage: Eukaryota; Viridiplantae; Streptophyta; Magnoliopsida; Fabales; Fabaceae
Source: RefSeq, a predicted model, not a curated record